This is a messenger RNA of Geodia barretti, 1223 nucleotides long. The record is from the annotation of a GenBank genome assembly. NCBI's taxonomy places the organism in Eukaryota, Metazoa, Porifera, Demospongiae, Tetractinellida, Geodiidae.
CCAACCCGGUCGUUCAGCCGCGCCGCAGGAGAGAGUGGGGUGGUUGCCAGCGCGCCUCUGCCAUUAGCAAAAGAUUGAUCGUUGAGUCGUUGCGUAUCAAAAAUGUGUGUGCAUCUAGCGGACAGUGUCCAGUGAGCUGAUGAUAUAAUUAUAGAGCUCUAUAAUAAUAGUGUGCAGAAAAAAAAAAAAUCAAGUAUUCUGUACAAAUAUAAAAAAAACGACUGUAUUCUGUACAGAAAUCAAAAUACUAUUUUCUGUAUAAUUAUUCAAAAAUCAAAUUCUGUAUUCUGUAUAAAAAAUCAAAAUGGCUACACAAAAAUCUCAAAAUGACUGUAUUCUGUUGUUGCCACUGUCACAUACGUGUAUAAAUCCAUCGACGCAUGUAUUGAUACCGCGUAGUCCCUGGAACUCACCCUCCUUGGUACCAUCCCUUCCAAACGCAGCGACAAACUGACCCGAGGUGUCGUAAAUGGCGAUGUAGUGACCGCUGAGAUCGGACACAUACACGUAUCGGUCAGCAAUCGUAAGACCCGAUGGUCGACUCCCUUCGCGACCAAAUUCAUGUUUGAACUUGCAAUUGCCGUCCAAUACUUGAAUCCUUCCGUUCCCCCAUUCUGCCACGUACAUGUUCCCAGCGGUGUCGAACCAGACGUCUUGGGGCUCGUCAAACUCCUCGCGUCCCUCUCCGUGCGAGCCGAUGGAUCGGACAAAGUUCAAGUCGAGGUCAAAGACUUGAAUGCGGUGGUUGUAAAUGUCGCACACGUACAGCUGAUCGUUGUGUACCGUCACGGCACGCGGGUCUGCAAAUUCCCCUUCACUUCUUCCGGUUCUGCCAAUGCGUUUAAUCAGCGCCCCAGUGGCGGAGAAUUUCUGAAGCUUGUUUUUGCUGGUCACAUAAUUUUGCCUGCACAGUCAAUAGCUACGCCCUUCGGUGAAUCUGAAAUGGCACCGUGGAAUUUGCGGACGUUCCUUCUUUGGGCGUCAAUGAUGGACAACGUAUCACCGUUACUUUCGGUGACAAUUAUGUCGUUGUCUUUGUUGAAUGUCAUUCCGUACGGCCCACUCAGGCUUGUAUAAACACUCACUGGGUGGCCUAGUUGUCUGGGGUCAGGGUACACGGUCACGGUGAAGGGGCUGCCAUUGAUUUCUCUGUCGUUGACUUGAACAUGGAGUUUGUGUUGGCCUCGACUGACUGGUGUGUACGACACCUCGUAUUGGGAGGG